AUGGCGAUCUUUAUUCAGUCUUUGACGUUCCAGAGUCAAAAUAUCACCAUAUCGGAUUGGAUCAGUGUUCUCACGCUCUGUUUGGCGCCUCUCAUUGCUCACGUUCUCAUCGGCGCGCCUUCACCAACAUAUCUCUCAGUCAGUCGCCCGCCAUGGCAUGAGCGCGUCUGCCAUUACAACCCCACCUCUAUCCUCUGGCGAUACGCCAUGAUCACCGAUCGCAGAAUCCGUGCGAAGAACUGGGACAGGAUCGAUCUAGCUGCCACGAAUGCACUGUUCUGGACUGAUGCGGGUUGGGACGGCAGCGAAGAGAUUAUCCAAUACAGCCGGCCACGUUGUGUCCAGCUCCCUGACGAUGAUAGAGUGACAUUCCUAUCUCGAGACGCUUUCAAGACCCUCAUCAUCACUAUCCAAGGACUCCAAGCUAUCAUCCUACUACUUGGCAGCCAAAUUGAUCCCGCUGCGCCAGGCUUCACUGUGUUUAUGGGCGUCGACAUCAUUUUCUUCCCGGUCGCUCUCUUCGGUCUGCUUAGACUCUGCAGCUGUAUUUGGCUGACUGAUGAGUUCUCAUUCGCCUCUAUGGAAGAUCUUCCCUUGGGGACACCGCAGAUGAUCGAGUGCAGCACCGCAUCCUUCGAGCUCUUAACCACCAACCCUGCCCUAUCAGGGCCACAGCGAUAUCACAAUCCUUCAUUUUGGGGCAGUACGAUAUUCCGAACUAUUUACGUUCUCGCUCAAUUUGCCCUCAUUGCACUUGCCUUGUCCUUCAUUGUGACUAUCGGUGGCUCGUUCUUUUACACAUUCACAACUUUUGUCGUUAUCCUGUUUUAUCUGUUUGUGAUCGGCGUGUCGGCGCUUUUGACUAUCUGGUAUUUUGGCAUCAAAUCAUCAAGGUCCACCGUCAUACCAUGUAUGUCCUCGAUUUGGUACAAGUUCUACACCGGAUUGGUCCUUGGGUUUGGUAUCGCACUCAUUGUGAUUGCCUGCAUCGAGACGCGCAAAACUCCUUGCGGAAAGUUUACAAGUGGUACGGGAUGGCAGGCAGAUGCUAUGGCUUGUAUGGGCAAUGCUUUCGACAAAACUGAAACAAGAAAGGUGGUUGACGGCCCUUACAAUGGAACUACCUGGUACGGAUUUAUGCAUGCGAAGAAUGCUAGUUUCGUGCAGGCUGAGUAUAUGGACGACCACCACAACAGUUUCAAUUUCACCAGGAUGUGCUUCAGCAGCAUGUAUGGGAUUUGA
Messenger RNA from Fusarium graminearum PH-1, 1242 nucleotides. RefSeq lists its product as uncharacterized. NCBI's taxonomy places the organism in Eukaryota, Fungi, Ascomycota, Sordariomycetes, Hypocreales, Nectriaceae. The coding region runs from base 1 to 1242 and encodes 413 amino acids. The transcript has a single exon. The record is from RefSeq and is a predicted model, not a curated record.